UAUUCCAGCUGGUAACGGCGCAACCGGUGCCCCCGGCACUGGUCCCGCCUUGGGGCUUUCGGUAUCUAGCUUUGCUGCAUCAAUCAAACCACCACCAUUUGAUGGUUCAAAUUACAAACGUUGGCAAGAGCGGCUUAUACUAUGGUUAACACUAUCGAGAGUGAUCCAUGUGAAAGAGGGUAAGCCUGAACAAUUCUCUCCAGAGGAAGAGAGUGCGUUCAAUGAGGCUGAUAUCCUCUUUCGAGGCUUGAUCAUAAGUGUUCUCGGUGAUAACCUGGUGGAUUCUUAUAUCCGGCUGCCAACUGGCAAAGCAUUGUGGGAUGCUCUUGAGGCUCAAUAUAGAGUAUCUGACGCCGGGAGUGAGUUGUAUAUCAUGGAGCAAUUCCUUGAGUACAGGAUGGUCGAAGACCGUUCUGUAGUGGAACAGGCUCAUGAAAUACAUACUCUGGCAAAAGAUCUCAAAAAUUGCAGCAAAGAGUCCCCAUGUGUGUUACCCAAUAAGUUUGUGGCCGGAGGUAUAAUCUCUAAGCUGCCACCUUCUUGGAGGGACUUCGCUACUUCUCUAAAACACAAGAGACAAGAGUUCACAAUAGAUGGACUCAUAGGGACUCUUGAUGUUGAGGAGAAGGCGAGAGCAAAGGACAUACGUGGGAAAGGAGUUGUUGGUGCUUCAAGUGCCAAUCUUGUUCAAAAGAACAACUCCCACAAAAAUAAGAAAAAGCCACCGCAGAACCAACCAAAGACUAAGAAGACAACCACUUUUAAGAAGAAGAAGAAGACGGGAGCUUGCUAUGUGUGCGGUAGUACGGAUCACUUUGCUGCAAAGUGUCCGAACCGCAAAGGCAACGACUCCGCCAACAUGGUUAUUAGCGAGCCUGGAGGAACAUCGGGGUACGGUAAUUUAUUACCUACUGUUCUUUCAGUCUUUGGUUCACCCGAGUGGUGGGUUGACACUGGUGCUAAUAUUCAUGUUUGUGCUGAUGUUGGUCUAUACCUUAAUGUGUUCCAGGUGGUUUCUUUAAAACAAAUGAGUUGUUUUCUUGAAACAAAGAUGUUGUCCUACAGAACAUCUGAAAGGAACACACCUAUAUGA
Panicum hallii is the source of this 1093-nucleotide messenger RNA. RefSeq lists its product as uncharacterized. Gene Ontology annotation, molecular function: nucleic acid binding; zinc ion binding. The transcript is spliced from 3 exons. Lineage: Eukaryota; Viridiplantae; Streptophyta; Magnoliopsida; Poales; Poaceae. Bases 374 to 1093 code for a protein of 239 amino acids. The record is from RefSeq and is a predicted model, not a curated record.